AAAGUUCCUCCUCGACUGCUGUCUUGAAGGAGAAUCAUGCUUCUGUUCAACAUGGGACCUGAAGGCAGAUUGAGGAAAAUUGCUGUUCUGAUCGGCGUUUUUGUCAUUUUAAAGGUGCAGGCUGAUCCGGCAAUAACUGAUGAUGAAGCAGAUGCCGGUGAACUUAGAGAUGACAUUCUUGAAAUUAACAGAGGAUUGACACAUCUGUUUGAGGGAGACAUUGCUGUCAAUCCAAAAAGAAACGCCAUCCUUGACGAAACAAGAAGAUGGACGUUUCCCAUACCUUACAUCCUAACUGAUUCCUUAGAUCUGAACGCCAAGGGUGUAAUUCUUCAAGCGUUUGAGGAAUACCGCUUGAGAUCCUGCGUGGAUUUUAAACCCUAUGAGGGAGAAUCCACCUACAUCUCCUUCGUCAAGCUCUCUGGUUGCUGGUCAUACGUCGGAGACGAUGGGACAGGCCAGAACGUGUCCAUUGGUGACCGGUGUGACACCAAGGCCAUAGUGGAGCACGAGCUUCUGCACGCGCUGGGCUUCUACCACGAGCAGUCCCGUUCAGACCGAGAUGACUACGUCAAAAUCUGGUGGGACGAAAUUGAAGAAGGGAUGGGGCACAAUUUCAACAAAUAUGAAGAUGACUUCAUCACAGACCUGAACACACCGUACGAUUAUGAGUCCAUCAUGCACUACAGACCGUUGUCCUUUAAUAAGAAUGAAAGCAUCCCCACAAUUACAACCGUCAUACCAUACUUUAACAAUGUCAUUGGUCAGCGGUUGGACUUCAGCGAAGUAGACAUCACCAGGCUCAACCGCAUGUAUGACUGUGCUGAGACACAUACUCUGCUGGAUCAGUGCUCUUUUGAGCUCAUAAACAUCUGUGGAAUGAUCCAGAAUGAGGACGACAAUGCAGACUGGGUCCAGACGCUGAGCAGCCCAAGCGACGGGGAUCAUACCCUGGAGGGACGCUGUAGAGAUUCUGGCUACUUUAUAAAGUUCGACACUUCUUCCGGUGCAGUGGGCAGCAGCGCCCUGCUGGAGUCACGCAUCCUCUACCCAAAGAGAAGUGAACAGUGUCUCCAGUUCUUCUAUAAGAUGACCGGAGCAGCCGGGGACAAACUGGUAAUCUGGAUCAGAAGUGAUGACGGGACGGGAGCCGUGAACACCAUCAGAAAAAUCCACACUAUCACAGGCAACGGAGAUGAUGCCUGGAAAAUUGCUCACGUGAAUCUUAAAAUGUCCAAAAAGUUCCGUUACGUUUUACAAGGAAUCAGAGGAUCGGCCGGCUCCUCGGGCGCCAUCUUAAUCGAUGACAUCACUCUAACUGAGACCGUCUGUCCCAGUCUUGUCUGGCAAAUCCGCAAUUUCACUGGCGUUCUCGCCACAACUCCCGUCGGCACGCCCGUAAGGAGCAAAUGCGUUUAUAGCGCGGAGGGCUAUUCGUUUGGAGUCACUGUCUACCCGAAUGGAAGAGAGAGCGAAUACCCGGAUUAUGUUGGCGCAACGUUGCAUCUCUGCAGUGGGGAAAAUGACGGAGUGAUGCAGUGGCCAGCAGAAAACAGGCAGGCCACCAUUGUAGCGCUGGAUCAGGACCCAGAUGUUACACUGAGGAUGUCUUCCACAAGAAGCUUCACCUCAGACAAUAACACCCGCUGGGACAAGCCGACCGCCACGUCUAGUGCAGUCUGGGAUGAGAGCUGCCAGUGCUACCGGGGUCAAGAUUACGGCUGGAGCACGUUCAUAUCCCACAUCCAACUACAGCGGAGGAGCUUCCUCAAGAAUGAUGACCUCAUCAUAACCGCUGACUUCAAUGAUUUAACCCACCUGAUCAAGACUGAAGUACCAGUGGAGCGCUCCGUACAAGGCAGAGACCUCCCGGACAAGAAGGAAGACCGUGAGGUGGAAAUGAAACGGGAAGCGCCAAAGCACAGGGAGCCGCGCGCCGCCGACCUCUGCCACCCUAACCCCUGCCUGAACGGAGGCUUGUGUGUGGAGGCUGCAGGCGAAGCCUCGUGCAGGUGUGCAACAACCCAGGCCACCUUCUACUCUGGCCCGAGGUGUGAGGAAGUGAAAAUAGACAGAGGCAUCCUGGGAGCUCUCAUCGGCGGUGCGGCGGGAACUGUGGUUCUAACGUUGGCCAUCUUCGCUGUCAUCAGGAGAUCUCACAACAACCCGUUUUAAAAUGUACGGGUUCCCUUUUAGCACAGCAAAAGACUGGACCAGUGCUGGUCCAGUCUUUAAACAUACAGAAAUGUUUCACAUUAAAAAAAUGAACUCUUCCAUUCUUAGAAGAGACGCUCAAAGCCAGGAAAACACUGAGAACAUUGAUACAAAUGGAUAGUUUAGCAGAAGUAGUUUCAAAACACUCACUUGGUGUGCAACAGGGAAGAAAAGUGAAUAAUUUAUGUUGCAAUAUGGGCUUUAAUUAACUAAAUUAAUUCAAUAAUAUUGGUUUAGUAGCACUUGUUGUCAUGGUAACAGAUUCAGCAAAUAAAAAUGUACGACGGCG
Molecule: messenger RNA, 2503 nt
Organism: Xiphophorus hellerii (green swordtail)
Lineage: Eukaryota; Metazoa; Chordata; Actinopteri; Cyprinodontiformes; Poeciliidae
Gene: mep1a.2
Product: meprin A, alpha (PABA peptide hydrolase), tandem duplicate 2
Exons: 14
Coding region: 37-2175 (712 amino acids)
Biological process (GO): proteolysis
Cellular component (GO): membrane
Molecular function (GO): protein binding; metalloendopeptidase activity; zinc ion binding
Source: RefSeq, a predicted model, not a curated record